GUUUCAAACCCAUGUGCUGCCACAGGGGAGGCAUGUGUGGGUUAUUGAAAGAUACUGAGAGGGGAUCACGGGUCAGUUCAAGGUGUUUAGGAGCACAGAGGAGGAGGAUGAUGGGUUGAUCUUUGGAAAGCAUCUCACCUUUCAAACCUGGGGAACAUGGAAGACCAAAAAGUCCUCCAUUUUGUGCCAUCUGAGGCUCAAUCCACCGGGAGUUCCAAGAAUGGAUACCGUUUCCAAGAGAUGGAGCUGCAGGAUGGGGAAAAGGAGGAUUGUGGGAAAGAUUCACCCGAUAUUUCCAAGGAUCCCACUUAUGACGACGAGAUCCAGAUCAGCGGUUCAGAUCCUGACUUUCCUGGGUUUGGGCUUUUGAACACAACAAGAAAAUAUGUGAAGCCAAUGAACUUCCAGGAGGAGGUGCGCGCCCACAAAGACCUGGACAGCUUCCUGGCCCAGGCCAGCAUCCUCUUGGAUCAGAAGGCUGCCACUCUGGACGAAGUCCUGAGGCGAAUGCUGACUCACUUGGCGGAGGACGGCCACGGCACCUGUGAUGCGGACGAGGUCAUGACCUCGUUGUUCACGGACGCUGGAGGGAAGGAGUGCAACGUUCACCUCCUGACAGAGACCAUUCAGGGUGUGACCGCUACGACCACUGGCAUUCACUACCAGCAGUCCUGGCUUUGUAUUCUCUGCAGUGUGAGGAGCCUGCAGAGACGUCACGUCUGCAUCGCCCGCCUGGAGAGGCCGCAGAACUGGGGAGUCAACUGCUGCGAGGCCCGAUACGUCAUCCUCAUCCUGGCCCCUCCUCGAACGAAAAGCACCAAAUCGGCCAUUGAGCUCGGAAGAACGUUCGCCACGAUGUUCUCAGACAUUUUCUUCAGACAGAAGGUUCUGGAGGCCAAAACCCAGGAAGAGUUCAAACAGGAACUGGUCUUCCAGCGACAUCAGCUCUCCGUGGUCACGGAGAAGCUGGCCAAAGAGGAAGUCGAGGACACCGAUCCACGACGAGGGAAACCGCUUCAGUUUAAGGAUUUCUUUAGGGUCGGUAAAGGUGUUUACGACGACCUCCGCCGCAGACUCCCGCUCUACCCAUCAGACUUCACAGACGGUCUGAGUGGGAAGGACCGCUGUCUGCUGAAGUACACCACCACAGCCAUUUUCCUCUACAUCGCUAUCCUGCUGCCUGCGAUCGCAUUCGGUUCACUGAAUGACGAAAGCACCAGAGGAGAGAUAGACGUUCAGAAGACCAUCGUUGGCCAGUGCAUUGGAGGAGUGAUCUAUUCUUUGUUUGCCGGCUCACCACUCGUCAUUCCACUGACCACUGCGCCGCUGGCCAUCUUCAUCAGCGUCAUCAGGGGAAUCUGCGACGACUACGAUCUGGACUUUGACGCUUUCUACGCAUGCAUCGGUCUGUGGAACAGUCUGUUCCUCAUCCUCGGAGGCUUGUUCAAUGUCAGCCUGUUCAUGAAGCUCUUCAAGCGCUCAACGGAAGAAGUCAUCGCAUUGUUCAUCUCCAUAGCGUUUGUCGGCGAUGCGUUGAAAGGCACUGUCAAAAUUUUUCACCACUUCUACCACGGGCCCACUCUGGCGACCACAAACAGCACGCUCGUGCUUGAGCAGAUCAAAGACAUUCUAGAGCAGAUGAAGAACCAGACAGGGAACCUGCCCGGGCAUCACAAUGAGACAUUGUCUCCGACGGGGCAUUCGGAAGGACAUGCAUCAGUCUUCCUGCCCGAGGCUCUGGUGAUGACAACAAGAGAGCGGCCCGUCCUCUGUCUGCUGCUCAUGCUGGGGACUCUGUGGCUGGGUUACGCCCUCUACCUCAUCAAGAGGAGCCCGUACCUGAGCGGCAGAGUCAGGGAGGUGGUGUCUGACUGCGCUUUGCCGAUCUCUGUGUUGGUAUUCUCCUUCAUUGGCUCCUACCUGUUCCUUGACAUACAGCUACCUGUGUUUAAUGUCCACGACGGCCCCAUCUUCAACUUCCCUCCAUUUAAUAAGCUGUCGGCAAUGAACACACUGAGUGCGGUCGGCCUGGGUUUCCUCCUCGCAUUGCUCAUCUUCAUCGACCAGAACAUUGUCAUCUCACUCACGCACGUUCCAGAACACAAGUUGCUAAAAGGAACCGCGUUCCACUGGGACUUGAUGCUGACUGGUUUUAUCAACAUCCUGAUGUCCUCUCUAGGGUUGCCAUGGAUGCACGCCGCCUUCCCACAUUCCUCGCUGCACGCCCGCCAGCUGGCCAAAGUGGAGCAGCACGUAGAGAACGGACACCUCUACUCAACUAUUGUCAGUGUGAAGGAAACUCGUCUGACCUCACUAGUGGCCAACAUCCUGAUUGGCCUGUCUGUCUUCAUGCUGCCCAUUCCCCUUCAAUGGAUCCCAAAGCCCAUCCUCUACGGCCUCUUCCUCUACAUCGCGGCCACUUCGCUUGAUGGGAACCAGAUGGUGGACCGCAUUGCCCUGCUGCUGAAGGAACAGACCUCCUAUCCUCCUACUCACUACAUUCGCCGUGUGCCUCAGAGGAAGGUCCACUACUUCACAGCGCUGCAGAUGAUCCAGCUGAUCGUCCUGUGUGCGUUCGGGAUGUAUCCUCUGCCCUACAUGAAGAUGGUCUUCCCUCUCAUGAUGAUCCUGCUGGUCCCUGUCAGGACCAGCCUGCUUCCCAGAGUCAUCGACGCCAAGUACCUGGAUAUCAUGGACGCCCAGCACCAGUAGAACGACUACGAAAGGAUUCACUUUCUCCGGUUUGAGCGAGAAAAAGACUCUGAAUUCAAUGAAUGCGUUAAUGACGAAACAAAAUGCAUUUGGACUUCCAUGUGUGGAUGCGAGCACUCUGCUGGUGACCGGUCAGCCAUUUACUCCCCCAGAAGUGUUCUCAUUGUUCAUCGCACAGGGACAAUCAAUGCAGCUGAUUCACUUUAAAUGUCCCAUUGCGUGGUGGACUAGAGAGCCGUUUUAAAGUGUGAUGUGUGAGAGGAUUUCAGCGUUCAACAUACCGAUGUCAUUCAACGAGGUGUGGACGAUUGUCUCAAAUGCUAAAAAUGCGUCACCUAUUGCUGAUAAUUUAAAUCAACACCGAAGCCGGAUGUCAUUUAUAUGUCAAAAAUGUUUGUUUAAGACCUGCACAAGAUUUGUUUAUGUUAAUAUGGUUGUGGUAAUUAGUUCUGUGCGUAUUAAUGUUUGAAUUAAAUCAAACUGCUGUUACACAAAAAUA
Gasterosteus aculeatus aculeatus (three-spined stickleback) is the source of this 3211-nucleotide messenger RNA. Its product is annotated as solute carrier family 4 member 11. Gene Ontology annotation, biological process: transmembrane transport; monoatomic ion homeostasis; monoatomic anion transport. NCBI's taxonomy places the organism in Eukaryota, Metazoa, Chordata, Actinopteri, Perciformes, Gasterosteidae. Gene Ontology annotation, cellular component: basolateral plasma membrane; plasma membrane. Gene Ontology annotation, molecular function: solute:inorganic anion antiporter activity. The record is from RefSeq and is a predicted model, not a curated record.